Molecule: messenger RNA, 1149 nt
Organism: Aegilops tauschii subsp. strangulata
Lineage: Eukaryota; Viridiplantae; Streptophyta; Magnoliopsida; Poales; Poaceae
Source: RefSeq, a predicted model, not a curated record
AUGGCUACCCAAAGUUACAGGAAGAAUUUCAUAACUACUAUAAAUGAUGAAGAUGGGAAUCCUUUUCAAAAUCAUGAUCACAAGGCUGCUAUUGUUUGGAAAUCAUACAAGGAUAGGUUGGGAAAAGCUAUUGACCCUCCUAUGCUAUUCAAUCUUGAGGAAAUUAUUCAACCAAAAGAUCUAUCUGAGCUUGAUGCUCCAUUUUCCAUGGAUGAAAUUGACCAAGUUAUUAAAGAUAUUCACUCUGACAGAGCACCUGGGCCUGAUGGUUUCAAUGGCUUAUUCCUGAAGAAAUGUUGGGAUAUCAUCAAACAAGAUAUUUACACUAUGAUCUGGGAUUUUUUUGAAGGGAACAUUGGCAUUCAGAGUAUUAACACUGCUUUCAUUACUCUCAUUCCAAAGAUUGCAAACCCUAAUGACAUGAAUGACUUCAGACCCAUUUCCCUGUCUAUAAUUAAUGCUGCUUGGGCAAAUGGUGAACUCACUCUCCCCACAAAUCAGGCAUAUGGUCUUGAUUACCCUAUUAUUCAAUAUGCUGAUGAUACUCUAUUGAUAAUGCCUGCUGAUGAGGACCAACUCAACCAUCUCAAAUAUCUCCUUAAUCUCUUCAGUUUGUCCACUGGGCUAUUUGUUAAUUUCAGCAAAUCAUCCAUGAUCCCAAUUAAUAUGGACCAACAGUCAGCCAACAACCUUGCUAAUUCUUUUGGAUGUAGAAUUGAAAGCCUCCCCUUCACUUAUCUGGGGCUUCCUAUGGGCACCACCAAGCCCUCUGUUCAUGACCUCAUCCCAGUUAUAUCUAGGAUUGACAAGAGACUUUCAGGUGUUGCCAGAUUCAUGAACCACUCUGGUAGGCUCACUUGUGUUAACUCUGUGGUUGCAUCCAUGCCAAUAUUUGCCAUGUGCUCACUUAAAGUCCAUGUUACUAUUCUGGAUCAUGUGGAUAAAUCAAGUAGGAAUUUCCUUUGGUAUGGAAAUGAAAUCAAUAAAGGAGGCAAAUGUCUGGCCAGCUGGGAGAUGAUUUGCAAACCCAAACAGCAAGGAGGACUUGGGGUUCUGAAUUUAAGAGAACAAAAUAAAGCUCUUCUUAGAAAGCACCUGUUCAAGUUCUAUAACAAAGUUGAUGUCCCAUGGGGAUAUGACUACCUGUGA